AGGAAAGGGACGCACAAGGAGACAGGCAGGAAGAGACGACAUACACACACACACAAAAGGAGGAACACUCGGAAGUCCCCAGAAAGAGGAAGAAGAAAGGAACUUCGACGCCUUUCCGAAGCUGCGGUGAGAGAACCUCGCACUCUCUGAAGAGCAGGCAGGCAAGCCAUUGCUUUUGUGGGCGAGUUAUCGGAAAACGCUCCUGAAUCAAAGUUUGGGGAGUUGAGUUUCCUCAAAGGAGGGAAUCUUCACGUCCGGAGGAAGAAGAAAGCCCCCCGAAAAGUCUCUCCUCUGCCUCGAGGCCAUGGCUGGCUAUCUCGGGGGCUAUCUCCUGGCCGGGCUCCUGGUGGCCGGGCUGUCCCUGGGCCAGGAGGAAGGCGCGCCCGAAGGAGGCCUCCCUUUCGGGGAGCAGUGCCUGGCCCACUUCACGGCCGGCUUGCCCGAGUUCGUGCUGGACCCCGACGCCUCGGUGCAAAACGGGGCCACCUUCCUGGACUCCCCGCCUGUGGAGAGGGCCCGCGACUGCGUCCGCGAGUGCUGCAAGCGGCCCCACUGCAACCUGGCCUUGGUGGAGGAGGAGCCCGGGCAGGAGGGCCAAGAUGGCAUCCGGAGCUGCUUCCUCCUCGACUGCCUCUACGACCAAGCCUUCGUCUGCAAGUUCGCCAGGAAGGUCGGCUUCCUCAACUACGUCAAGAGGGACGUCUACGACGCCUAUGUGGCCAUGAAGGAGCAAGGCACCAACGCUGAUGAUCGGCCGCCUGUGGCCCGUGCUUGGAUGGACAUGAAAGUGCAGCCUAAUGAGCCUGUGACACUGAAGGGUACAGAAAGCUUUGAUGACAAUGGAAUUGUGAAUUACGAAUGGACGCGUCUUUCUGGUGAUGAAUCAGUGGUGAUGGAGCCACAGAAUGACCACAUGGCACUCACCAAUCUUCAGGAAGGAGUUUACGUCUUCCAGAUGACUGUGAAAGAUGCUUCUGGACAACAGGAUUCAACAGACAUCACUGUCACUGUCCUGAAUCCUGAACAGACUAUAGACCACUGUUUGGCUCCUUAUAAGGUGGGUCGGUGUCGCGGUUCAUUCCCUCGCUGGUAUUACAAUCCAGCAACCCAGGAGUGUCAGCAGUUCAUCUUUGGGGGCUGCAGGGCUAACAAGAACAAUUACCUGAGAGAGGAGGACUGUAAACUUGCUUGCAAGAAUGUCCAAGGUGCUAUCGAAAAACGGCAAGAACCAGUGUGCAAACAAAACUGCCGGCCCUUUGAUUUCCAAUGUAGUGAGGACUGCUGCAUUGAUGGCUUCCUGGAAUGUGAUGAAACAGCAGAUUGCCGAGAUGGAUCAGACGAGAAGUUCUGUGAUUCAUAUAUUCAAGGAUUCAACAAAUUACGCGGGAUCAAUGUUACUUCCAGCCAGGCUCACUGUGUGGAUAUGCCAGAGACAGGAUCGUGUGAAGACAGUAUACUUCGUUGGUUUUACAACCCAUUUACUGAAGCAUGUGAUCGUUUCACUUAUGGAGGCUGUGAUGGCAACAAGAAUAACUUUGAAAAUGAGGAGGCGUGUAUGAAAUCCUGUGAGGGUGUCACAAAGGCUGAUUUGAUUGGCCGAAGAUGGGGCAGCUAUGAAUAUCGGCACUCAGGUUUAAGCUCUUUUGAAGUGGCAGUUGCCGUGCUCCUUUGUGUGUGCAUCCUGAUAGUACUGGCAAUUAUUAGCUAUUUCUUCCUGAAGAAUAGAAAAUCGUACCGACGGCGACGCCAACCGACUACGGCAGCCAACUCCACCCUGUCUUCUGUUCUCUCCACUACAGAAGACACAGAGCAUUUGGUCUACAACAGCACCACAAAGCCCAUUUGAUUCUGAAGAGCUGCCCUCCACAAUUGGGAGUGGAGACAACUGUGUUAGUUUUGGUGAUACAAGUCCUAUCAGUUAUCUUGGAUUUGUGACAACUGUUGCAGAAGAGGAAUGACAAGAUUAUUCUCUUCACCUUUCCCAUUUUGAGCAUAUACUAAUGACUGUUCAUUGGUGUUUUUCUUAGUUUUUCAAAGGGAGGGGGAAAUGAUUCAAAUAUAAGGACUUGCUGUAGUUAUUGAAGGAACCAUGGUUUGAUUUGGCAUGGAUUUUCCAUUGUCCCACAAAUCUAGUGAAGUCUACAUUUCUUUCUUUGUUUUUGUCAUAUUAAUGUUGGCUAUUCCCAUCUCAUAAAUCAUGCCCAAAUCUAAGUGAUCUUAAAUCUAAGGAAUAAAGUGGUUCAAGCAAGUGAUACCUUUUGAGUAGCUUUACCCAUGUGAACUUGCACAUGGCAGUCAGACAUUCGAUUGGCCACUGGAAUGAGAUUGUCCUAAUUUUUCUAGUGCCUGUAGUGGCAAACUAAUGCACCUUAAAUAUCAGUGAGCGGCUCACCUUAAAUACCAAGCUUCUCAAUUAUGAAAUAAUGACACAGUGGAAUAAAUAGAGCAUUUUAUUAUGAUCACUGGGUUUAAAUUUAGUUUUAACCCAUGAAGCAUUUUCACAAAUGAUUGGGAAUUAGGAUUUGCAUCUGUUCUCUUCUCCAUUGUUCUAUUCCCCGGUCUACCUCUACCACCAAAAUUGCCAUUUCUGCUUUUGGAGUUAAAUGAGUAGUAGUUUAGUGGCCUGAGUGUUGCAUCUGUAUGUAUUUAUUUUUAGAACCAAAAUGUGACUGUAAAAAUAAUUAUUCUAUUAUUUUCAGCUUUUCUAUGAAUGUACAGUGAAUCUUGUAGAAUUGUAACUUUUUCCCUGCCCUCUACUAUGUAAAAUCCAGUGUAUCCUCUUAUUAAUGUAAUGCUAUAUCAGAAUUCCUCUUCAGAAGUCCGUUUUCAAAAGAGUUUCAGAAGGAAGGAGAAUCUGAAGACCACAAAACUGUUUCUUUAGGAGCAAUAUAAGGGAAGUAAAAACCAAGCCCAAAAUUAAUGAGAUUGAACUGAAAGAAGUAUGGUUCCAGCUUCCCCAUUAUGAUCAGUCCUCGAUAUUAGUACAAAGAAGCUGUGCCUGUAAGCAUUUUUCUGUCUUGACGUUGCUGAUCCCAGCCAAGCCACAGAAAUCUCUUUUCCCCUGCCUACUAUCUGGGUUUGAUAGAGUCUUGUGGCUACUUGCUUCCAGCCUCUUCUACAAGUGUCCUGUUCACACAGGCAGAAACAUAUGAUGGAUGUAGGGGGUACUUCAGGCAUGUGGUCGACCCAUAUGGAAUUUAUAUUUAUCAGAUGUCUUAAGACGAAGCUUACACAAGGGUAGAUCAAGUGCUGGUGCUCCAUCAGAGUUCAGAAAAUAUAUAUUUCUGGACUGUAGUUCUCAGAAUGCUCAGUGUGUCCAGUUGGCUGACAGAUUCUGGAAAUUAUUCCAAAAAAAGCUUUUUUCUGAACACUGGGUGCUCCACACAAUCCAGACACUUAUUUUGUCCCCUCAGCCUACGCUUUCCUAGACUCAUGUAGUAACUUCCAGGCUCUUAUGGAAGGGUUCCUAUGUGGCUGCUGAACUGUCUCGAUGGCCACAUGGAUGCUUUUCUUGAGAUUGGGAAGUUGCCCAUUGCUAGCUUCUACCUGGAGCAGUGGCUGCUAGGGUACUAUUUUCAUUGCUGUCGGAGUUGUAUGAAUGGACUUUCCUUUAAAUUAUACUCUGAGUGAUGGGCAAAUUCUCAUCUUGAUGCACCUGAGAACUCAAAUGAUGCUUUUGAAACUGGACCAAAAACCAGUUGUCUGUAGAGAAACAGAGGGAAGGUUAAGCUCUGAAGUCAAUGCAAUGCCUUCUCUGAAUGGAAAUGUACAUAGCUCUAUCUGUUUUGGAAAUUCUCUCCAUUAUGAAGGUGAGGGACAGAGCAGAAAAUGCUUCUGUAUUUCACCCUUUUGAGGUGGCUGUAUGUGAUUUUAUUUUCUGUGUGCAUGUGUAUGUAUAUAAAUAAGGAUUUUUUACUUGGAAUGUAAAUCAUUGCUGGCUGGGUUUAACAGUUUGCGAGUUCCAGACAUAUAAAGUGUGGAAACCAAUGUGAACUCAAGAGAAGUGGCAAAAUGGAGUGGGGAAGGUAAUGAUGGAAUUUGCAACUGUACCUUUAAAUUGUGCCUAUAGCUGGCGGAUUAUGUUAUAUAUCUUGUUUGUUUUUCCCUUCUGCCCUCUCCCCAACCUUCAUUGCUCUCUGAGCCCACAAAGUCUAGAUUUCUCUCCUUCAGUAAAUUUUAAUAAAAUGUGUUCUUUGUAUCUAA
Molecule: messenger RNA, 4203 nt
Organism: Anolis sagrei ordinatus
Lineage: Eukaryota; Metazoa; Chordata; Lepidosauria; Squamata; Anolidae
Gene: SPINT1
Product: serine peptidase inhibitor, Kunitz type 1
Biological process (GO): extracellular matrix organization; epithelium development; epidermis development
Cellular component (GO): plasma membrane
Molecular function (GO): protein binding; serine-type endopeptidase inhibitor activity
Source: RefSeq, a predicted model, not a curated record